AGAAGGAGAACUACACACACCCCCUCCAGCAACAGACAGCCACAAGCUCAGCGGCAGCCACCAAGCAGGACAAACCACCAAUCACAAGGUGCCUUUGAGAACUUCAGGAUGCAGAUGUCUCCGGCCCUUGCCUGCCUCACCCUGGGCCUGGCCCUCGUCUUUGGUGAAGGGUAUGCCUUGUACCUGCAGGAGUCUGAGGCAGCCCGCCUGGCCACAGACUUUGGAGUGAAGGUGUUCCAGCAGGUGGCACAGGCCUCCAAAGACCACAAUGUGGUUUUCUCACCCUAUGGGGUGACCUCGGUGCUGGCCAUGUUGCAGCUGACCACAGGAGGAGACACCCAACAGCAGAUCCAGGAGGCAAUGGGAUUCAAAAUCCAAGACAAAAGUGUAGCCCUUGCCUUCCGUCAACUGCACAAGGAGCUCAUGGGGCCAUGGAACAAAGAUGAGAUCACCACCACAGAUGCCAUCUUUGUCCAGCGGGACGUGAAGCUGGUGGAAGGCUUCAUGCCCCACUUCUUCCAGCUGUUCCGGACCACAGUCAAGCAGGUGGACUUCUCAGAGGUGGAGAGAGCCAGAUACAUCAUCAAUGACUGGGUGAAGAGACAUACAAAAGGUAUGAUCACAGACUUACUCAGCAAAGGGGCUGUGGACCAACUGACACGCCUGGUGUUGGUGAAUGCCCUCUACUUCAAUGGCCAGUGGAAGACGCCCUUUCCAAAAUCAGGCACCCACCACCGCCUCUUCCACAAGUUGGAUGGCAGCACUGUCUCUGUGCCUAUGAUGGCCCAGACCAACAAGUUCAACUACACUGAGUUCACCACCCCUGAUGGCCACUACUAUGACAUCCUGGAAUUGCCCUACCAUGGAGAAACCCUCAGCAUGUUUAUUGCUGCUCCUUAUGAAAAAAAAGUGCCUCUCUCUGCCCUCACCAACAUUCUGGAUGCUGAGCUCAUCAGCCAGUGGAAAGGCAACAUGACCAGACUGACCCGCCUCCUGGUUCUGCCCAAAUUCUCCCUGGAGACUGAAAUUGACCUCAGGAGGCCCCUGGAGAACUUGGGAAUGACCGACAUGUUUAGCCCACACCUGGCAGACUUCACAAGUCUCUCAGACCAAGAGCUUCUCUACGUAUCACAGGCACUGCAAAAAGUAAAGAUUGAGGUGAACGAGAGUGGCACAGUGGCGUCCUCCUCCACAGCCAUUCUAGUCUCAGCCCGCAUGGCCCCGGAGGAGAUCAUCAUGGAUCGGCCCUUCCUCGUUGUAGUUCGACACAACCCCACAGGGACAGUCCUUUUCAUGGGCCAAGUGAUGGAACCCUGAGCAUGAGAAAAGAAGCCCUUACCUGGGACAAAACUGGAGAUGUAUCUAAAGAGAAGAAACUGAAGAAUUUUUGUUUUAAUGCCUUGUUCCACAGAAAAACAAGACAUUUGCCCUCCUCUC
Messenger RNA from Castor canadensis (American beaver), 1437 nucleotides. RefSeq names its product serpin family E member 1 (gene Serpine1). Lineage: Eukaryota; Metazoa; Chordata; Mammalia; Rodentia; Castoridae. Gene Ontology annotation, biological process: negative regulation of endopeptidase activity; negative regulation of plasminogen activation; negative regulation of vascular wound healing. The record is from RefSeq and is a predicted model, not a curated record. Gene Ontology annotation, molecular function: serine-type endopeptidase inhibitor activity.